Molecule: messenger RNA, 482 nt
Organism: Elaeis guineensis (African oil palm)
Lineage: Eukaryota; Viridiplantae; Streptophyta; Magnoliopsida; Arecales; Arecaceae
Source: RefSeq, a predicted model, not a curated record
UAUUGAGAGCUGGGGAGGACCAGAUAAUGGUAUCAUGGGGCCUGAACCAGAGUUUUCCAGCGGGGACGGACGAGGCCUACAGGAAGGUGAAGGUGAGGCUGUGCUACGCUCCGGUAAGCCAGGCCGACCGAGGGUGGCGAAAGACGGAGGACGAUCUCUCCAAGGACAAGACGUGCCAGUUCGACGUCGCCGUCCGGUCCUACACCACGACUACUUUGACGAGCUUCGAGUGCAAGCUAUCGAGAGAAUUGCCUACCGCCACCUACUUCGUGAGGGCUUACGCCCUCGAUUACAAUGGCAGGGUGGCGGCCUAUGGCCAGACCACCGACGACCACAAGGCUACCAAUUUGUUCGAGGUCGUAGGGAUCUCCGGUCGGAGUCUCUGGUUGGAUAUUGCCGCCGGGUGCUUCUCCGGCUUCUCGGUUGGGUCGCGGGUGGUUUUCUUUGUGGCUGAUAAGAGGAGGAAGACCAACAACAAUUGA